Molecule: messenger RNA, 1829 nt
Organism: Abrus precatorius (Indian licorice)
Lineage: Eukaryota; Viridiplantae; Streptophyta; Magnoliopsida; Fabales; Fabaceae
Product: glycine oxidase-like
Exons: 9
Coding region: 124-1566 (480 amino acids)
Cellular component (GO): cytoplasm
Molecular function (GO): oxidoreductase activity
Source: RefSeq, a predicted model, not a curated record
AAGGAAGUAUAGCUUUGGUGAAGGGAAACAGAAGGCCAAACCAAAACCAAGCUCGACUGAGGAGCACCAACGGGAGUAGGCAGUGGCAUAACUUGGGUGUAUAGGAAGAAACACACCGACACCAUGACCAUGACCAUGACCAUGAUGGCUUCGCAGUCCUCACUUUUCCUGAACCCAAAUCCAACCCUUCACAGACACAACACCACCCUCUCUUUCAUUCACCCUUCUGCUCUUUCCUCACAUUCCACCUCGUUUCCCUCUUUACUUUACUUCAAACAUAAAACCGGGUCCACUUCUGUUUCUUCUUCUUCCUCGUGUGAAGCGUUUGACAUAGUCAUAGUGGGGGCUGGCAUCAUUGGCUUAACCAUCGCUCGCCACUUCCUUAUGGCUUCCGACCUUUCAGUCGCCAUAGUCGAUAAGGCUGUCCCUUGUUCUGGUGCCACUGGCGCAGGGCAGGGAUAUCUGUGGAUGGCAAACAAAACACCUGGGAGUGCUACAUGGGAUCUUUCAUGGAGGAGCCAUCAACUUUGGAAGAUGCUGGCCCAAAGCCUAGAAGAGCAAGGCUUGAAUCCUAUGGUUGAGUUGGGUUGGAAAAAAUCUGGAAGCCUAUUGAUUGGUAGAACUCAUGCAGAGUCAGACGUGCUAAAAGGGAGGGUGAAACAACUCAGCAAGGCAGGGUUAAAAGCAAAGUACCUGUGUAGCAGUGAUUUGUUUAAAGAGGAACCUGAUCUUUUGGUGGACGAAAACACUGCAGCUGCAAUUCUACCAGAUGACUGCCAAUUAGAUGCUCAUUGCACUGUUGCAUAUAUUGAAAAGGUUAAUAGGAAUUUUGCUUCGCAAGGGAGAUAUGCAGAGUUUUAUAAUGACCCAGUGAAUUGUUUCAUCAGGUCAGAUAGCAAAGGGGAUGUCAGAGCUGUUCAGACUUCCAAGAAUACAUUAUACAGCAAGAAGGCAGUUAUAGUGGCAGCUGGUUGUUGGACAGGUUCUUUGAUGCAGGAGUUGUUUCAAAAUUGGGAGAUGAAAUUACACGUUCCAGUAAGACCCAGAAAGGGUCACCUACUUGUGCUUCAGAAUUUCAAUUUACUUCAAUUGAACCAUGGCUUGAUGGAGGCAGGUUAUCUCAACCAUCCAACAAUUUCUGGUUUAAAAUCAUCCGAUCAUGAACGUAACUUGUCUGUUUCAAUGGUAGCAAAUGUAGAUGCAGCAGGGAAUCUUCUUAUUGGGAGUAGCCGUGAAUUUGUUGGGUUCAACACCGAUUUGGACGAGUCUGUUGUCAGUUACAUUUGGAAGCACGUUGGAGAAUUCUUUCCCAAAUUGAAAACACUUCCCCUUUCAGAUCUAAGUGCAAGUAGAAAAGUCAGAAUAGGAUUACGACCUUAUAUGCCUGAUGGGAAGCCAGUGAUUGGGCCUGUCCCUGGCUUGUCAAAUGUGUACCUUGCAGCGGGACAUGAAGGGAGCGGGCUUUCUAUGGCUUUGGGGACUGCAGAAAUGGUCGUUGAUAUGGUGUUGGGAUACCCAGUAAAAGUUGACAGCGCACCUUUUGCUGUGCAUCAAGUUCUUGAUUAAAAUUUGCACAGCUCAUGAGAAUUUUAAGCAGUGGCCUAGUAUGAAGGCACAAGGCCACUUGGAAUUCCGAUACAUCAGCGGAUGCUGGAUUUCUGCCAACCAGAUUUAGAUCCACGCAUUGUAUGGGUUAAUAAUUUUAUUUUAUGAAUUAUUAUUAUUAUUAUUAUUAUGUUAGUAGCGGCGGUUAAGUGGGAGAGCAAGAACAGGUACUACAAAUGACACCCAUUGAAACUAAUUUUUGCUACGUAAAAACAUUUAUGCUU